Messenger RNA from Hemicordylus capensis (graceful crag lizard), 3505 nucleotides. RefSeq names its product GATA binding protein 6 (gene GATA6). Gene Ontology annotation, molecular function: RNA polymerase II cis-regulatory region sequence-specific DNA binding; zinc ion binding; DNA-binding transcription factor activity, RNA polymerase II-specific. The record is from RefSeq and is a predicted model, not a curated record. NCBI's taxonomy places the organism in Eukaryota, Metazoa, Chordata, Lepidosauria, Squamata, Cordylidae. Gene Ontology annotation, cellular component: nucleus. The transcript is spliced from 7 exons. The coding region runs from base 521 to 2113 and encodes 530 amino acids. Gene Ontology annotation, biological process: cell fate commitment; positive regulation of transcription by RNA polymerase II; epithelial cell differentiation.
CCGGCCUCCUUCUCCGCCUCCGGGCAAGAUGCAUGGCUCGCUUCCCCUCUGGCAGCUGCGACCCUGCCACGGGGCAAUCUCAUGGCCUGGUGGACCGAAGGCCGUGAACCUGUAUUGCACCCCGAGGAGGUCGGGAUUGGGCCGCCGUUCUCUUUCCUUGGACUACUUUCCUGCUCCUCUGCCUGCUCGGUCACACUACUCCUCUCCCUGCCCCCCGACACUUAAUUGCAUUACUAAUUGUUUUUAUUCUGGGACGAAGUCCAGUGACUCAUUGGCUGUAGCCGAAGUGAGGCUAAGUGGCGGCGGGGCGGGGCUGUCCUCGCGCCGAUGAGAGCCCACGCCCCCUCCCGCUGGCUGCAAAAUCCAAGGCGGGGAGUGGACGUUCUCCUUCUCUGGCUGCUCUGACCCGGGCAGACUUUUAGGAAUCCCCGGUGCUGGAAGAGCCAGAGCGGUCAGCCUGGAGAGAGCAGCAGCAGCAGCAGCAGCUAGGCAGAAGGAGAGCUGAGCGUCGCGGGGCUGGAUGGCCCUGGUUGAGGGCGGCUGGUGCCUGCGGAAGCGCCGCGGCCUCGACGACUCGCCGUGCCCCUUGGCGUCCACUGAGCUGCCUUGCCCUUCGCCGUCGUCGCCCUCCUCGCCCUCGGGCUGCUCCCCGGGCGGAGGCGGAGGCGGAGGUCCGUCCCGGAGUAUCAAGCCGGAGCCCGGCGCGCUGCAGGCCUCGCAGCCUCUGUGCCUCCCCGAGAGCAGGGCCUUGCUGGGGCCCUUCGUGUCUGUGUCCGCGGGGGCGGCGGCGCCCAACUGGGAAGAACUCUACCUCUUCACCGACCUGGACCAGGCCAACAAGCUGAUUUGGCCCAACCGCGCCUCGGCCAAGCAGAACCCGGAGACGCCGCAGCAGCAGCCGCCGCCGCCGCUGCCCGUCGAGGAAAUGUACCACCACCCGCACGCCCAUCACCACCACCCACACCACCACUCGCAGGGCCUGCAGGGCAGCGCCUACGACGGCUCGUCUCCCAGCAGCGGCGGAGGUGGCUUCGUGCCCUCCACAGCCGGAUCGCCCGUCUACGUGCCCACCACUCGCGUAGGCCCCAUGCUGCCUUACCUGCAGAGUCCCGCGGGCACCGGUCAGGGCGGCGGGCACUCGCCGUGGGCCCCCCAGGCGGCCCCCGAAAGCCCGUCUUCGUCCUAUGGCGCCGCCGGCGCAGGAUGCACCCACCCAGCUUCGGGACGCUAUGCCUACCCUACCAGCAGCCCGCCGGCCACCAACGGCGCCUCCCGGGAGUCCUCCGCCUACAGUCCCCGCGAGCAGUUCCGGCCUCUGAACGGAUCCUACUACGGGCCCUACGUGGGCACCCAGUUCGGCACUCCGGGCUGGGGCAACCCCUUCGACAACUCCAUGCUGCACUGUCUCCCCAGCCGCGCCGCCCCGCUCCCGGUCCGGCCGCCCAACGCAGAUCUCCUGGAUGAUCUGUCUGAGAGCCGGGAAUGUGUCAACUGUGGCUCCUUCCAGACCCCCCUGUGGAGACGAGAUGGCACUGGCAACUAUUUGUGCAACGCUUGUGGGCUCUACACCAAGAUGAAUGGCCUCAGCAGGCCCCUAAUCAAGCCCCAGAAGAGAGUGCCCUCUUCAAGACGACUGGGCUUGUCUUGUGCGAACUGUCACACCACAACCACCACCCUCUGGCGCAGAAAUGCUGAAGGAGAGCCUGUGUGCAAUGCUUGUGGCCUUUACAUGAAACUUCACGGGGUGCCUCGACCCCUUGCAAUGAAAAAAGAGGGAAUUCAAACCAGGAAACGAAAACCAAAGAACAUAGCAAAGACAAAAUCAUGCUCUGGUAAUAAUAAUAAUAAUGCAGUUCCUAUGACUCCAACUUCCACAUCUUCUACAAACUCGGAUGACGGUAGCAAAACUGCUUCCCCUAGCACACAAACCACAGCCUCAGGGGCAGUCUCUUCUGUGAUGUCUGGCCAGGGAGAGAGCCCCAGUCCUGAGACUAGCACACUCAGGUAUUCAGGUCAGGAAAGGCUGUAUCCAGGAGUCAGCCUGACCUCCACCGCAGAAGUUACAGCCUCUGUGAGACAGGAUUCCUCCUGGUGUGCCUUGGCUCUAGCAUGAGUUGCUGAUGAUGGAGCGAGAUACUUGCCCUGGGCUGCAACCACCUACAUUGUGUUGUGUGUUUUUGUUUUGUGUUUGUUUGUAUCAAGCAACCCAAGAAACAAUGCUGGUCAGGAUAUUCCUUACCAGUCAUAUCUGUGCCUUGAUUUUAGAGUUGUUUCCUCCUGGUGGUCUCUGUUUUAUUGUCCAGGUCCUCAACUAUGCAAGAGAGUCAAGGGAGCAUGAACCACUUCUGUUAACUCAAUAGCCACAAGAGUGCCCAACUACACUACUGACAAACCACAGAAGUAGAUCUUCUUCGCCAUAACUACCAGUGCAACCUUGUGCAUUUGUGGAUUGUGGAUUUGUGUUCACUCCCAUUUGACCAACAUCCAGGAUCUGAUUGGUGUUGACACUUUUAUAGACUAAGAAGGCAAAGCUUUCAUGUUAAGGGAUAGUGUGACAUAGAAGAGCUCAAUGAGUGUGCGGCUUGUUCCCAUGCAUGUGUCUUGAACUUGACAGUUUGAUGUGACCUCUCACAGGUCAGUGCUCCAGCUAGCAUCUCCUGCUCACAACUUGCCCACAUUUCUGAGUAGCUUUUCUGAAACAGACUUCCAACUCGCUCAAUGAAGGAUAUCCCGUUUGGUACACCCUUCUCAAGUUAGAACUGGCUAAUUAGAACUUGGCUUAAAAUAUUUGCAAGGAUGCAUUAUUGUCUUUUAAGAAAUACUGUGAUGGAGGAGGGGGAUGGAGUUUCUAUGUUGUGAUUGAACUUUAUACAGUCAGUCAGAAUUUGUAAACAGGGUAGCAUUCAGAUUUUUUCCCCUUCCAUAUAUACAAUAAUUUUUUAUAUAAAAGUGCAAUUUGUGUUGCAGCAAUCAGUGUUAAAUCAUAAGCAUAAGAUUUAACAACAGUUUUUAUAUGAAUGAAUGGAAUGAAUGUAAACAUUUUAACUUAAUGGUACGUAAAUAAUUUAAAAGAAAAAAGUUAAAAGUUAGGCAUCUUUAUAGGUUUUUUUUUAUUGCAACAAAAAUGUUCUACUUCUGUGUUUCUGAUUAUUAAAAAGUUUAAAGAACAAAUGUUUUCUCAGGAAAAAUUGACCCUAACUGUCUAUCUGGUCAUAAGCUUUUUAUAUAAAACUACACAUUCACCCCCACUAUCUUGCCACUGAAUAAAGUAUGUGCUAGAAAAAUAUCAUUUGUAUUGAAACUUUACUACCUAAUGGAUAAAGAUGUAAAUACUCCAUCAAAUACUUAAGCAUCUUUAAAAAAAAAAAAAAAGAGAGACGCAAUCUGUAUAAUGUAGCUGACCCAUAGCUAGGUUGGUUUACAUUUUUUAUAUUGAAAUAAAUGGGGUGUCAUGUGGAAUUUCAUCAGAGUUUAAAAAUAAAAGAAUGAUGUGUUUUCUGUACAA